CAGUUUGCGGUCACGUGUUACGCAGCAGCGACUCUCCUCAACAUUCUUUCAGAGCCGGAAACAAAACAAGCUGUCAUGUGAUUAGUGGUAGUGCCUCUCGUGAAGAGUGUAAGCUGCCGGACCGCUCUGCAUAUCAUGGCUGAUGAUUUGAAGAGAUACCUGUACAAACAGCUGCAAAGUGUGGAAGGUCUGCAUGCUGUGGUGGUGACAGACAGGGAUGGAGUCCCAGUUAUUAAAGUUGCCAAUGACAACGCCCCGGUGCACGCUCUGAGGCCGGGCUUCCUGUCCACCUUCGCUCUGGCCACAGACCAGGGCAGCAAGCUGGGCCUGUCCAAGAACAAGAGCAUCAUCUGCUACUACAACACCUACCAGAUUGUGCAGUUCAACAGGUUACCGCUGGUCAUCAGCUUCAUCGCCGCCAGCAACGCCAACACAGGUCUCAUCAUGAGUCUGGAGAAGGAGUUGGCCCCCCUCAUAGAGGAGCUGAGGCAGGUGGUGGAGGUCACAUAAACAGACCACCUCUUCAUCAUGAUGAUGGAACUCUUCACUGUUGACUUACUUCUGCCUUACCUGUAGACUCUUUCUUCUUCUGAUCAGCUUUUUAGACACAACCAUAUUUAUAUGUCCAAUCAAUGUCAGCAAAGCCCAAUAAAUGUUUACUGUCAACAAC
Messenger RNA from Gymnodraco acuticeps, 670 nucleotides. RefSeq names its product late endosomal/lysosomal adaptor, MAPK and MTOR activator 3 (gene lamtor3). Gene Ontology annotation, cellular component: Ragulator complex. Gene Ontology annotation, biological process: cellular response to amino acid stimulus; positive regulation of TOR signaling. The transcript has 7 exons. Lineage: Eukaryota; Metazoa; Chordata; Actinopteri; Perciformes; Bathydraconidae. The coding region runs from base 136 to 510 and encodes 124 amino acids. The record is from RefSeq and is a predicted model, not a curated record.